AUGUCUUAUAAAUUUUUAGUUGUUGGUGCAGGUCUAUCAGGUUUGAGCAAUGCUUUUUUCAUUAAGUAAUUGUAUCCUAAGGCCAAAAUCACUAUAAUUGAAUCAUCUAAUAGAAUAGGAGGAAUAAUAAAAACAAGAAAAGAAAAUUAAUUUAUAUUUGAAGAGGGUCCACGUUCAAUUAAAUUAGGAAAAUAUAAUAGACCUCUAUUUUAUAUGAUAGAUAAAAUUGGUCUUUAUCCUGAAUGUAUAUAAUAGUUAUAUGUUUAGUUGUGACUAGUAUAUAAUAACCUUAUAAUUAUUUCUAUUGGAAUGGAGCAUUAAAGAGUGUACCAUCACAAAUGAAUUUAAAAACUAUAUCUAGAUUUAUUAAGGAUAAUGGGAAAGAUGAAUUAUUUAAUUUAAUCAAAGCAUAUCCUAAAAUAUUAUUUAAUAAGAUAGAAUCUGAUAAUUUGGGAGAAUAUUUAGAUGAAAUAUUAGGUAAAGAAUUAACAAAGAAAUAUGCUGAAACAGUUUUUUAUGGAUUAUUUGGAGAAUCUGUAUAUAGAUUAUCAAAGAAUAUGUGUUUCUAAAAAGUUUAUAUGUCUUCAUAUGAUGAAGUACAAUUAAAGAAGGAUUUAAUUUAUGAUGCUGAAUUUGAAUAGAUGAGGAAAAAGAUAUUAAAUAAAGGUAUCAAAUAAAAUUAAUAUUUUAAUAGCAAAUAGUUACAGAUUUAGUUAUGGAUUGGAUUCAUUACCAAAACGAAUAUUAAGAUAUUUAUAAGAUAAUACAAAAGAAAAAGAUUUUGAAAUUCAUUUGAAUACUAGGGGAAAAGAAAUAGAUAUUGAAUAAAAAUAAUUGAUUAUCGAAAAUGAAAAUAAAGAAAUAAAAAAAAUUGAAUAUGAUUACAUAUUUUUAAAUGUACCAUCAUCAGAAAUAGUUUCUAUGAUAGAGAAUUCAAAUUUAAAUCAUAUCAAGGAUGAUUUAAAAAAGAUAAAGAAUAAUUCUAUGAUAACAAGAAAUAUUUGUUGGGAUUAAAAGAUAUUACCUUCUGAUGUAAUUAAAGUAUUAUUAUUUAAGUUUAGAGGUCUUGGAUAUUUAAUAAAUCCAAAUUAGAAUCAAAAUAUAUUAGGAAUGCUUGCAGAUUCAUUGUAAUUUCCAAUGCAAUAUCCUAAAGAUUCAACUAAUCUAACUGUGAUGACAUAAAAAGAUGUGAAUGAUGAUUAGAUUCUUAAAGAAUUGAGUUCUCAUUUAGGAAUAAAUGUUUAAGAUCCAAAAAUGAUAAUUAAAAAUGAUUGGAUAUAAAGCUUUAUUGAAUUUUAACCUGGAUAUUUUGAGAAAAUGUAGAAAAUUGAGAAAGAAUUAGAAAAUAAAAAGAUAAUUAUUGGUGGUAAUCAUUAUACAAUGGUUAUACCAGAAUUAGUCUAUUUGUCAUAUAGUAAGAUGAAAUAAUUAUAUGUGUGA
This is a messenger RNA of Paramecium pentaurelia, 1440 nucleotides long. The record is from the annotation of a GenBank genome assembly. Lineage: Eukaryota; Ciliophora; Oligohymenophorea; Peniculida; Parameciidae.